Macroventuria anomochaeta is the source of this 798-nucleotide messenger RNA. RefSeq lists its product as uncharacterized. The transcript is spliced from 4 exons. Lineage: Eukaryota; Fungi; Ascomycota; Dothideomycetes; Pleosporales; Didymellaceae. The record is from RefSeq and is a predicted model, not a curated record. Bases 1 to 798 code for a protein of 265 amino acids.
AUGGUCUUCCGCGCGCGCCGCCAUAAUAGCAUGCCACGUACUCUAUGUGAGCACUUCAUCGAGGAGCAAGUCGUGACCUUCUUCCGCACGUACUUCCCCAUGGGCGGACCGAACUUCGCAUACGGUCCUGUGAUGGAGAGGGCUACGCGAUUCGUCAUGUAUAUUGAUCUACUGAGAGACGAUGUCGACUUCCGCGCCGCCUUCUUCGCCAUGUUCCAGAAGCAACCCACCACAGACUCCCUGGCUGCUGCUGUCUUCCUAGACCGCGAACUCGCCAACCUCCUCAAAGUGCUAUUAGAAGCCCACUGGUCCGGCAACGGCCAGGUCGCUGCUUCUCGCGCCUACAAGCUCGGCUUCUACGCGCGCGACCCAGGCAUGGUCGAUCAACUGAUCUGGGGCCUGACACACCAAGACGACGCUCACCCAGAGGUGCACGGCGAUCUUUACAACGACCACUUCUUCGUUGCCGUCUUGCUAAUCCGCCACUUCAAGUACCACGGCGGUCUGGUACUGCCACCUCUUCAAGCGGCUCGCAUCAAGCAGGCUGUCCAUGAGACGCUGGUUGCUAGCGAGAAAGCGUUGAACCACUCGACUGAGACACUGUUUAUGCACUACCCCAACUGGCGUGACAGUCAAGAUCUUAUGCGUCCGCCAGGACUUGGCAGUCCGGCGAGGGCUCUGGCCACUGUUCCUACGUUGACUUCCAACUUCUCUGCCGGCCGGCCGCUGAAUGACCGAUUGCCUCUUGCUGGACCGAACCCGUUCGGCGCGAUUGGCGAUUGCUGCCCACGUCGCUGA